AGCAUCAUGGCAGCCAGUUUUCUCCCUCCGUGAAAUUUAGGUUGGUCUGCGUUACACGGACGUCCGAACCCACCUUUUCUUAGCCUCGUAGAUUUCUCGACCUGCCAGCGGGCUUUCCUGUUGCCCGUCGACGGAGCCAUGAACAGGCAGACCAAUGCGCAGGCGGGCGGCCAGGCGGGGCCGGCAGGCGGCAGCGGCGAGCGGACGGAGGUGCCGAACCGGCAGUUCUUCCUGCAGGUGGCGAACGCGUCGACGGCCAUCCAGGUGGUGGCCGGCGAGAUGUCGGCGCUCUGCCGGCUGGCAGCCGACGGGGUGACCAUUUCCGCCGUCAGUCCGCUGCUGCACACGCUCUCCGCGUAUCCGUGCUUCGAUCCGCUUAAUCUCAAGGCCACCGCACUCGCAGUGGCGGCGGCCGCCGCCGCCUCGUUCCCUGCUGCCGAUCCCACCGCAGCCCCUGCGGCCGCCGCUGCCUCCCCGGCCCCCGCUGUGACCCCCGCUCCCGCCGCGGCUCCCUCGGAGGAGAAGUCCCCCGCGACUCGCAGCCGCGGGAAGGAGGGCUCGGCGUCGAAGGAGAAGCGCGAGAAGCGACCGCUGUCCGCCGUGCAGAUGGCGAUGCAGCAGUUCCUCGGCGACGAGCGCGACCGCAUCCUCGCGCGCGGGGACGCUGCCACGCCCAAAGACGCCUACCAGAUGGCCCGCCGCCGCUGGGCGGAAAUGCGCGCCGCUAGCGGCGAGGGGAAGAAGAAGGGGGGAAAGGGGAAGAAAGCGGAGGAGGAGAAGGAGGAGCAUGAGGAGGAGCAGGAGGAAGGGGAGGAGGAUGGUGAAGGGAGCGACGACGCGCCGAUUGAGCUGGGCGACGACGUGAUGGAGGUGGCGGAGGAGGGGGAGGAGAAGGAUGAGGAGGAGAAGGAGAAGGGGGAGGAGGAGAAGAAGGGCAAGGGUGGUGAGGAGGAAGGCGAGGGACGGAGGUCGCGCAAGGGGAAGGAGAAGGUGGUGGAGGAAGGUGAGAAGGCCGGUGCUGGGAGCAGCGCAGGGAAGAGAAAGAAGCGGAAGCAGGCGGAUGAGCAGGGGGCUGCUGCCCCUGCCACCGUGCUAGGUGCCUCAGCUGCUGCUGGCACCUCUGCUGCUGCUGCUGCUGCUACCGCGGGAGGCGAGGGGCGGAGCAACGUGCCGGGCAAGCAGGUGAAGAGGAAGAAGAAGUUGGGGCAGGCUAACGCCACUCCAGACAAGGCGCAGUGAGGGGUGGCCUCGCGCCGGGGAGGGCUGCAUGCAUGCGGCCAGCCGCUUGCGCCUAUGCCAGCCGCUUGUGCCCAUGCCAGCCGCUUGUGCCCAUGUCAGCCGCUUGUGCCCAUGCCAGCUGCUUGUGCCCAUGCCAGCUUCUUGUGCCCAUGCCAGCCGCUUGUGUUACCGUUAGGCUAGUUUCUGGGGUUAGUGUUUCCAUAGGGCUAGGGUCUGGGGAUUCUAGUAUUGCAGUAGCUAACAGACUUGUGCACAGCUGCAGUUGCGGCCUAACAAUGCUUUCUUUUCCUUUCCUAGUUAGCACCUUCAUUUUAACAUUGCCUACAAGUUGUAUUC
Molecule: messenger RNA, 1575 nt
Organism: Closterium sp. NIES-67
Lineage: Eukaryota; Viridiplantae; Streptophyta; Zygnematophyceae; Desmidiales; Closteriaceae
Source: the annotation of a GenBank genome assembly